Molecule: messenger RNA, 1563 nt
Organism: Emiliania huxleyi CCMP1516
Lineage: Eukaryota; Haptophyta; Isochrysidales; Noelaerhabdaceae
Exons: 12
Coding region: 40-1392 (450 amino acids)
Biological process (GO): endoplasmic reticulum to cytosol auxin transport
Cellular component (GO): membrane
Source: RefSeq, a predicted model, not a curated record
CCGUCGGCCACAAGCACAACGUUGGCUAGGAGCUCCACAAUGGAGGACUCGCCGGAACCCCAGGACUUUUUGGACCUCGCUCGUACCAUCGCACUGGCUGCCGGCCGCAGCGUCGGCCAGGCGGCGGUGCUGACCGGCGCUGGAGUCUAUUUGGGCAGAGCAGGCCACAUCUCCAAGGCGGGCACGAGGGUCCUCUCGGUGCUGUCGAUGCGCGUCACCAUCCCGUGCAUGCUCUUCUCGCGAGUCGUGCCGCAGGUGAGCUGGGAGCUGCUGCUUGAGGCUUGGCCGAUGGCGCUGCUGCCUCUCUUCUUUGUAGCGACGGGCCUCGCGCUUGGCUCAGCCGUCGUAAAGAUCACGCGGCCGCCCGACUCCUUCCGCAAGCUCGUGGUCGCAGCCGUCGCCUUUGGCAACUCGACCGGCAUGCCGAUCGUCAUCCUCUCGAUGCUAAUGCAGCAGAUCGGCUACCUCUAUGCCGAAGAGGAAUCGGCCGGGAUCGACGACCCAGUCGUCUACCUCUCGGUCUACCUCCUCACCUACCCUAUCCUGCAGUGGUCGAUCGGCAAGUGGCUCAUGACGCCAGACGAGCCAGAGCUGCUCUCCGCCGUCGCAACCACACAGUACCCCUCCGCGGGUGCGCUCAGCGACAUCGCUUCGCCGGCAGCGCGUACCCAGCCCUGCCUCAGCGCGGCGGUCUAUGAGCAACUCCUCGACGCCAACGCCUCGCAACCCACCUCGCUCUCCCUCCUCUCGCUCCGCGACAGCGCGCGCGCAGCGCAGGCGGCCGCCGCCUUCCUGCAAAAGCACGUGCUGCUGCCGCCCGUGGUUGGCAUCCUGCUCGGCCUCGCGUGCACGUGGGACCCGGUGUACUAUUCCCUCUGCGGCGGCGCGUUUGGGGAGCGGCUGCCGAAGCACACGCGCUGCCCGAGCGAGGGGGCGCCGCUCGGUUUCUUCUUCCGCGGCAUCGAGACGCUCGGCUCCGCUGCAGUGCCGCUCAACCUGAUCAUGCUCGGCAGCUCCCUCGCGCGCGGGCCUGACUGGACGGCGCUGCCGGUGCGCUGCAACGUCGGCAUCGUGGCGGCGAAGCUGGUGCUGAUGCCCGCCUUCUCGACGCUGCUGAUGCUCGGACUCAACCUCACCGUCGGACGGCACGGAGCCGGAUGGUUCGCGCUCCGCUCGCCAUACGACCAGAUCUUCCACCUUGCGGCGGUCGCCGUGACUGCGACGCCGACCGCCAACAACGUGGUCAUCAUGUGUUCUCUCUACGGCUCAGACCGCGACACCGCCGCGAUGGCGACCGCCAUCUUCUCGCAGUACCUCCUUGCGCCGCUGCUGCUGCCAUGCACCCUCACCCUGGCCAUACUCACCUUCCACGCCCUCGACCCUUUGCGGUGAGCGCACGCACGCGCGGGCGUGCGGCGUGCUCCAUCUCGGGUCGCCGCAGUGCACGGCGCAUCCAUCUUCAACUUUUGCUUUCCAUCCGCAUCAGUCUCUGGGCUCCGGCCUCCGGGGCCUCUCUUGUCGCAUUAAAAUAAAUAAAUAAAUAAAAACGGACACCACUGUGAG